AUGAACUCAAGCGAAUAAUAGGACUCCUAUGAAGAUAGCGAAGAUCAGAAAGUCUAGAAAGAGCUGCACAUUUAAGAAGAGAUUCAGCAACCUCAACCAAAAUAAUCCAAAAAGCCUCAUGUAGAUAGUGAACAGGAUACUAAAUCCAAGAAUUUCUGGGAAGAAAAGAAAGAAUCUUUCAUCAGAAUUAGGCAAUGGGAGGAGGAUAGGAACUACUUCUAGCUGUAUAUCAAAAUAUAGACUGAGCAUUCCCAGAUUCUAGUCAGAAAUGUAUCUAAGCAUUUAGAUCCCUUAAAGCUUGUUUAUGAAGAACAGGGCUCACAAUACAAAAAUUUCAUCUAGUCUUUAAAGGAUUUAGAUGUUAACUAAGCUAAUACAAUUGUUGAGAUGACCAAAAAAAUAAAAGAACUCAUAGAUGAAAGAAUAGUCAAAUUAACUAAAAAUAUGAAGAAGGCAUGCGAGAAGUACAGUUAAAAUUAUACAAAAAAGCAGAAGGAAUAUAUGGAAUCCCAAGUACUUACUGACAAGCUAUAUGAUGUAUACUUAAAGCAUUUUGAGAACAAUGAGUAAAACUUUAGAAAAGGAAUUGCAAUAUCAGUGAACGAUAAAGAUCUUUGGUUUGUGGAAUAACAGUACCUCAAAUAAGCAUAGAAAGCUUUGAAUCUGUUGGCUGAGUUUAAGCAAAUAUUAUUCACUGCUUGGGAAGAAGGCAGAGAUAUGGAGUUUGAGAGGAUAAAGACUAUUAAGAGUAUGUAUGAUGACAUUAUAGUCGCUAACAGGAAAAUAUUUGGUGAAAAUGAGCAACAAACCACAGCUAUUAAUGCCAUCAAUGCGAUAAAUUAAUUUGAAGUGGCGCAAGAAUUAUUUUCUUUUAGGGCUUUAAUAAGUUAGUCUGAACUUAAAUCAAUGAUUCAACUUAAUGAGAUUUGCAAGGCAAAUAUUGAUUUCAUCAAUGCCACCGAUGACAUGAUCAAGAAUUUUAUUAAGUCUGUUGAGUUUGAAGCCCCUCCAGAAUCAAAUUUGAUUAUUAAAAAAAGCAUUGUGAAAAGAGAUGCAGGAGUGCUCAAUUCAAAUAAGGAUUCAACUGCAGUGUUAACAAGAGACAAGUAAUCAUAUACAUAUAAUUAAACUCUAAUCUAUAGCUAUCUCUAUGUAUUUGAUUGGAGCAUGCUUAAAGCAUAAGAUUAUUCAGAUCCUAAAAUGUUUACUAACCUUAACAAUUGCCAUAGCUACGAAAUCAAAAAAGGUAAUUAGUUAAAUGUCAAUUAUGAUAUUUCAGAUAUGAAACUGGAAAUAGUAGAGAACAAGAAAGGAAUUUUCUCUUCGUAAAAGAGAAUAUUAUUUAAAGCUGUAUCAGUAGAGGAUUUAGAAGAGUGGGUGAAUCAUGUGAAAAGAAUCUUGAUACAAAAACAAUCAUCUUGA
Messenger RNA from Stylonychia lemnae, 1422 nucleotides. The record is from the annotation of a GenBank genome assembly. NCBI's taxonomy places the organism in Eukaryota, Ciliophora, Spirotrichea, Sporadotrichida, Oxytrichidae.